Messenger RNA from Orbilia oligospora ATCC 24927, 1431 nucleotides. RefSeq lists its product as uncharacterized. NCBI's taxonomy places the organism in Eukaryota, Fungi, Ascomycota, Orbiliomycetes, Orbiliales, Orbiliaceae. The record is from RefSeq and is a predicted model, not a curated record. Bases 1 to 1431 code for a protein of 476 amino acids. The transcript has 3 exons.
AUGGAAGCACUGGGGAUCGCAGCUUCGAUUGUCGGACUAUUGGCGGCCGGCGCCAAGCUGGUCCCAUGGCUUGUCAACAUCGCAGACAAAGUCGCAGAUGCUCCGGACUCUGUCAAGGCUGUUUCAUCUGAACUUAAAGAAACGACAAUCAUUCUAGAACAAAUCCAUAUAUACGUUCUGGACCAGCAAACCGUUACAGAGAAUAGACGAGCUCUCAUCUUGCUAGAACACAUUUCGGUUACGCUGACGGGAUUCGUUCUUACAUACUCGGAUUUGGAGAGACAUGUUGACUUUGUGCGGCCUGACAGGCAGAUGUCAGUAUUCGACCGGGGUAAAUGGCUUAUUAAGGAAAAGGAAAUCUUGGAAGUCAUUUGUCGGUUGCAGAACCAUAAGUCGUCACUAUCCAUGAUGCUGAACAUCCUUCAAUGUUAUUCCUUGCAAGAGGCACAGAAAUCAAUGCAACAUCUUUGUAGAUUGGUGAACCAAACUCUCCGACAAGAUCAAGGUCUAGUCGCACAACUCGAACGUCGAAGAGCUAUACCAGAAUCCAUGACUAUGAUGCCCGUUCCGGAUGUUAUGACGCUUUCAGCCGCCAGUGUUCGCGAUGACGCCUUAACGAUUGUUUCAAAACAAAGCAACGACUCCAGUGUUUCAAAAACAUCCAUGUUAUCUUUUUUCCUCGGCUCCAAAUUCUUUGAAAAGCGUAAGGGCCCGAUAUUCGAGUUUGAGAAGGAUCUAAAAACCUCAUGGGUCUACAAGAGGUCCGGUUUCGGCUUUCUAUCGCAGUCGACGACGUCGCUUCUAAGCCGCAGAGGAUCGGAGCGUGGUGUCGCAAUGUCCGCGCUCUCGAAAGUCAGCUGGGGGGAAAUAUCCAACUUAUCAGUUUUUAGUUUGCCGGUAUUUGCUUCUGAUAUUUAUAAUAGUGAAUGGUAUAAGCCCAUAGUCGCUUCAGGAUCGGUUGAGUCCCCAGAAUCAGUCCAUAGACCGAACAGCGAAUUGGAACCGGAUGUUGGAGGUAUUAUUAAGGGGAUUCAACAACCCAAAAUCUUUUUGGACGAGCAGAUCGAUGCUGUAAAAGACAUUACAACGAGGGUGGGUGAAGUAGAGCCGCGGAGGGUGGGUUCGAAGAUAAAUAUCCCAGUAAAUCGAGACUAUAAGAACAUUUCCUCUGAUUUUUGGAGGAGAAAUGAAAUCACGAAAUGGGUCUCCGAUACUUACCCUAAUCAGCGUCGCACCCAUUCGUCGGGGCAAAUGCUCAUCAACAAGGGCAAGCCUACAUACGAAGAAUGGCUUGAUCGUGAUUCUUUAAAUAAUCGCUCUUUGAGAAUUACCAGAUCCCCUAGUGUCGAAGCCAUAUAUGAUGGAACGGGUGACGAGCGGGUAAGGGUUCUCUCCAGGAUCAGAUCUCUAACAAUAGACGGUGUGUUUUAA